CCAAGACGCUUUUUGAACUUAUCUAAAAAUAACUAGUUAUAAUUCAUAAAGAUAUUUUAUGUCCAAAUGAAGCUACUCAAAAGCAUUUUCUGAAUGCCUCCAAAAUUGAAAGAUGAAUGUAGUUUAUUUCAGGUCGAACUCAACAUAUUCUAGCUUUUAAACUUUUUGGUAAACAUGAAAUUAAAAUUACUUAGUGUAUUGCAUAAACAGUUUUAGAGCAAACACUGAUGAGAUUUUGUUAAUUAGCAACUGGUCUUAUUACGAUGGAUUUUAAUCUUCUACUAACACGCUGACUCUUUUAAGUUAGAUCUUUAUUAUCAUAGGUUUUUGGCUUUAACUACAGCUUUCUUUUUCAAUAACUAUAUUAUGAGGUUAGAUUGCAUAUAACGGAUUUUUAGUGUAGUAGAGAACAAGAGUGGUUGGAUAUUAAAGUGCAUAUUGCUUGCUGUUUAAAUAUUUUCAGAAAUUAGCGUAGAGCACCAAAUAUUUCUGGUCUUGACAAUUUAGUAUUGGAAACAAUGUAUUUGUAUUUUAGUUAUAUGACUUUCCAUUUUAUUGCAGGUUAACUGUCUUUUCAUUUGGCUUAUUUGCUAGUCCUGCUAUGGGAAUAUGUACUUAUAUCUUUGAGGUUUUGUUAGCACGCGGACUGCAACUUGAGAGAACCAGUAAAGUUGCUAAUGUUCAGUACUUGGAGGCAGGCCUAAGGCAAUUAUGCAGCCUUGCUCUGACAAGAUUGGCUCCAUCCUUUGAUCGCCUCGUUGGUGUUUCACUUAUUGUUAUCUCUGUGUGUUGCACCAUGUAUAUAGGACCUGAAAAGGAGACGGAAUGAUAUAGAUUUGAGCGAUGUAGUUGUGCAGCUUAUAUGACGUUAUUAUCAUUUGUUAUAUUGAACUUGUUUAUAUAAAGUCUAGUCUUAAUUGGUGUAUUUUAACUCUUUAUCCGUCUCUGUUUGUUCUUAUUUUAGCUGCUUCAGUCUUCAGAUUAUGGCAUUUAAUUGUUUUUAAUCAAAAGGUUUAACUUCAGAUUAUCAGUUUUAAAAACCCGAAUUCAAGUAAAUUGUACCGAUU
Molecule: messenger RNA, 1067 nt
Organism: Vigna umbellata (rice bean)
Lineage: Eukaryota; Viridiplantae; Streptophyta; Magnoliopsida; Fabales; Fabaceae
Source: RefSeq, a predicted model, not a curated record